This is a messenger RNA of Amphibalanus amphitrite, 1097 nucleotides long. RefSeq names its product glycerophosphodiester phosphodiesterase 1-like. Lineage: Eukaryota; Metazoa; Arthropoda; Thecostraca; Balanomorpha; Balanidae. The annotation marks the transcript as partial. The record is from RefSeq and is a predicted model, not a curated record. Gene Ontology annotation, molecular function: phosphoric diester hydrolase activity. Gene Ontology annotation, biological process: lipid metabolic process. The transcript is spliced from 5 exons.
GAUCUCACUGAUUUCACUAGACACGAAGGACACGAACACCUAUCUUGAGACGACCCACCGCGUUCCACCCAGGUUCCACCGCUAAUAUAAUAUCAAUAUUAAUAUAGCGUGGGCUGAAUCAGAAGUCAACCGUCGUCCGUCAGUGGUGCAACAGUGUGAUUUUUUUUCGGGUUUUAGCUUCAUACCCAAGGCUUUGAAGAGAGAUCAAAAUGGAGUAUGAAACAAUUCGCUUUCUGAGCUGGAUCAGCUUCCGCAUAGUUGGAGCUCUAUUAUUUUACUAUGUUUUUAGUGCUCUGGAUAUAUUCUGUGGAUCUCUAGCCAUAAUUUUAGCUGUCUUUCCAACAGUCAUUAUCUAUUAUCAUAUUCCACCACCACCAAAAACCAAUGUCCAAAAGGUGUUUGCCAAACUUGACAAGAUUACGGUUGGAGCCCAUCGUGCUGGAUGUCUCGACGCCCCAGAGAAUAGCUUGGCUGCACUGUAUAAGGCAACUGAGCUGGGAUGCAAGUUGAUUGAGUUUGAUCUCAGCUUCACUGCAGAUGAUCAUGCUGUCGUGUUCCAUGACUACACAGUGGAUCGCAUCUCUGACGGCAGCGGGGUCCUGGAAGAAAUGAGCUGGGCAGAUGUGAAGAAGCUUGACAUCAAUGCUAAAGAUCCCAAAAGGUCUCAGUUCCCGGUGACCAGGGUUGCGCUGCUUAGUGAGAUGGUCGAAGAAUGCCUGAGACUGGACGUGCUGUUUAUCAUCGAUAUCAAGUGCUAUGACAUCAGGGCUGUGUCUGCCGUUCUGGCUCUAUACGAGAAGUUCCCCAAGAUGUAUGAAAUGGCCCUGAUCUCUUCGUUCAACCCGCAGGUCGUCUAUGAGAUCCGGCGCCGACAGCCACAGGUGGUGGCCUGCCUGGCGUGGCGGCCCUACAUCGCACGUACGCCUCCUACUCUAGCGCCAGGGGCCCAGCCAGCGGCGCUUCGACAACCGCUCCGGCACCUCGGAGGUGGGUCCACCCGUGCCGCUCCGACACGAGAGUCAAUCCGUGCCGCUCCGACACGUGGUACGGGGGUCAACCGUGCCGCUCCGAACGGGACACGGGGGUCAUCUGUGCCG